Molecule: messenger RNA, 340 nt
Organism: Medioppia subpectinata
Lineage: Eukaryota; Metazoa; Arthropoda; Arachnida; Sarcoptiformes; Oppiidae
Source: the annotation of a GenBank genome assembly
AGACGACGACGGACUCAAAUACUUGGAAAUACUCAAUAAUAUUAUCUGUGAUUUUGAUCGAUUAUUAGUAAUGCCGGCAUACAGUCAUAAGAUUGAGAAGAUCAAGACAGUCGGCUCUACAUAUAUGGCCGCAUCGGGUCUACGGCCCGGAAAAGGAUCUAUUGAUAGUGUUAUAAGUGUAGACGAAGAGAUUGAAAAUUUAAUAGUUUUGAUCCGUUUCGCGAUGGCGAUGACAAAAGCGCUCAAAAAAUUCAAUGUUCACCGAAAUUCACUGUACGAGUCGGGCUCUGACGUCGACUUUAAACUUAGGAUCGGUAUAGCAAUGGGAGCCGUCACUGCC